This is a messenger RNA of Tribolium madens (black flour beetle), 2858 nucleotides long. Its product is annotated as glutamate receptor ionotropic, kainate 2-like. Gene Ontology annotation, biological process: modulation of chemical synaptic transmission; monoatomic ion transport; synaptic transmission, glutamatergic. The record is from RefSeq and is a predicted model, not a curated record. Bases 79 to 2799 code for a protein of 906 amino acids. NCBI's taxonomy places the organism in Eukaryota, Metazoa, Arthropoda, Insecta, Coleoptera, Tenebrionidae. Gene Ontology annotation, cellular component: postsynaptic membrane; plasma membrane. The transcript has 15 exons. Gene Ontology annotation, molecular function: transmitter-gated monoatomic ion channel activity involved in regulation of postsynaptic membrane potential; glutamate-gated receptor activity.
UCUCUUGAGUUGAGUGUGGCGUUUAGUAAACAAUGAUUUUAUCGUGAGAAACGUUUAUUGUAAACAUUAAUUAUUAAAAUGUUUCUAUUGACGACAUCUUUGAGUUUUAUCUUAGUUUUAAUGGAAACUUGGGCUAUUCCUGAAAAUCCUAAAUCACUAAAAGUUGCAUUUUUUCUGAAUGAAGAUGCUGCGCUCGACAAGCUUGCAAUUACGAGUGCGACAAACUACAUUAAUAAUUACGCCGCCACUCAAUACUCUCUCAACUUCAUCCUCGACCCUAAAAUAUAUCGAAUUAAAAAGAACGAAAUAUACAACGUUGGAAAUCUCGCUUGCGACGCUAUAAGGGAGGGCAUCGCGGCCAUUUUCGGUCCAGAAAAUGGUGAAGCAAAUGAAAUCAUUCAAUCAAUGGCUUUAAGUCUUGAAAUUCCGCAAUUUCAAACGUACUGGAAUCCAAAUUUUGCCUCUUACGUCGACUUGGGAAAGGCCGACAAGAAGGAAACAUUCAACUUUAACUUAUAUCCAAGUCCAAGCAUUCUCUCGAAAGCUUUCGCUACUUUAGUCAGGGAGAAUGACUGGAAGAGUUACACCAUCAUUUACGAAAAUGAUGAUGGACUUGUUAGACUUCAGGAAGUUCUUAAGGCGCUAAGUCCUAAUAAUCCUUCGGUUAGGUACCGGAAGCUGGACUUUGGGCCCGACCACAGGCCCAUCUUGAAGGAAAUUGUGGCUUCGGGUGCCCUUCACAUUAUCUUAGAUUGUGAAGCCGACCACACUAUUGAUAUUCUCUCGCAAGCAAAGGAAGUAAAGCUCUUCGAGGAGUAUCACACUUACAUGAUAACUUCAUUGGAUGCCUACACUAUAGAUUUUCGUCAGUUGGGGGAAAUAAAAACAAAUGUUUCAAUUAUACGAAUGUUAAACCAGAAAGUGGUCGAUACAGUAAUUGACAACUGGGAACUCGUUGAUUUAGAACGAAAGCUCAAAAUUCCCAACAAGUUGAUAAAGGUCAACACUGCUUUCCUCUUCGAUGCUUUAAAUUUAUUCAUAACUGCUUACUCAAACUUGGACCGCGAGCAAGAAGUGGAUGUAAAAUCACUGAGUUGUGGCACAAAUGAAAUUUCAACACACGGUUAUCGACUGUCGGCUUUUAUUUCAAUGCUUAAUAUGACGAAAGGAAUGCUGGGGGAACCGAUAUCGGGUCUUUUAAAUUUUAAUUCUUUAGGACAGCGAAUCUCACUCAAAUUACAAAUCUUGGAAUUGAAGAAAGAUGAAUUUCGAGUGACGGGAAUUUGGGACUCGAAUACGCCCGAUGUGAUUCAUUCAACGAUCACUUCCGAGGAUCGUGAGAAAGAAUUGGAACAACAACUAAAAGGGAGAACUUUCAGAGUAGUUUCAAGAAUAUAUCCCCCAUAUUUGUCGCGCAAACCCGGAAUUGACAGCAGCGUAAUGAGCGGAAAUAACGCUUUUGAAGGAUACGCCAUGGAUCUGAUGAAGGGCAUUUGUGAAUUAUACGAGUGCAACUAUGUCUUUGAACUAGUUCCGGACAAUAAUUACGGAAAAUAUGAUCCCAAAACCAAAGAAUGGAACGGCUUAAUUGGACACUUAUUGGCUAGAAAAGCCGAUUUGGCUAUUUGUGACUUAACGACAACAUACGAACGAAGGAAAGCGGUAGAUUUCAGCAACCCUUUUAUGACUCUUGGGAUCAGCAUCCUGUAUACAAAAAUCGUUAAAGAGCCUCCCGAUCUGCUCUCCUUCACGAAUCCUUUAUCUCUCGACGUUUGGCUUUAUAUGGUAACUGCGUAUAUGGUUAUAUCUAUGAUUAUUUUCCUCGUCGCGAGACUGAAUCCUAAUGAAUGGGAGAACCCUCAUCCGUGCAACCCAAAUCCGGAAGAACUGGAGAAUAUCUGGAACAUAAAGAAUUGCUUCUGGUUGACAUUGGGCUCCAUCAUGCAGCAAGGCUGUGACAUAUUGCCGAAGGGAAUUUCGACCCGGAUGGUGGCAGGCAUGUGGUGGUUUUUUACCCUGAUUAUGAUCUCAUGCUAUACAGCCAACUUGGCCGCUUUUCUCACCCAAGAAAGGAUGGGCCCCACCAUUCAAAGUGCUGAAGACUUGGCUGGUCAAACGAAAAUUAAAUACGGCUGCCUCAAAGACGGAGCCACGGCGUCGUUCUUCAGAGACUCCAACGUCACAACUUACCAUAAAAUGUGGGUAGCUAUGGAAACAGCAGACCCCAGUGUUUUUGAAACAUCAAAUAUCGAUGGGGUCAAGAGGGUAAUCAGCAAUAAGGGAAAAUAUGCAUUUUUUAUGGAGAGUUCUUCUAUUGAGUAUGAAGUGGAGAAACAUUGCGAGUUGGUGCAAGUGGGAAACAGGCUAGAUACCAAAGGAUAUGGGAUUGCUAUGCCCACAAAUGCUCCCUACCGAACGUCAAUAAAUCAAGCGAUAUUAAAGAUGCAGGAGAUGGGCCGGCUGCAGCGACUCAAAGAAAAAUGGUGGAAGGAGAAAAACAAAGCUAAUACUUGCAAGAAAGACGAAGACUCAAAGAGUGAUUCGGCCAACGAACUGAGUUUGGCUCACGUCGGAGGGGUUUUUGUCGUACUUGUCGUUGGGAUGAGUAUUGCCAUGGUUAUAGCUGUUUGUGAAUUUUUAUGGCACGUUUGGAAAAUUGCAGUUACACAACACGUAGCCCUAAAGGAAGUCUUUUUGAAAGAACUUAGAUUUGCAAUGGAUAUUUGGUGUCGCCAGAAACCGGCGAAUCCUGCCGCCAAUUUGAAUCUAAGCAGAGAGACUUUACGACAAGGCGAUUGAGCCAAAUGAAAAAAUAUGUGAAAUAAAACUUUUGAAUAAAAAUAAAUUGUUUGAAAACU